Molecule: messenger RNA, 859 nt
Organism: Eufriesea mexicana
Lineage: Eukaryota; Metazoa; Arthropoda; Insecta; Hymenoptera; Apidae
Exons: 2
Coding region: 167-859 (230 amino acids)
Source: RefSeq, a predicted model, not a curated record
UCGGACCUUUAAGGUAUAUAAAGCUUGGGCUACGAAUAUUUUCCUCAGUCAUCGAAAGUGUCACGAAAAUAAUCUUGCCACGCUGUAAAAGGUAUCCAUUAAAUUAUCGUCAUUCGAUAAUCGUAAAGGAGAAAAGAACGUACAAGAAAAUCAAGUAUUAACAAUAAUGUAUCAUCAUUUGAUGAUCUGUUUGAUGAUCGGUUGGUGUAGUGCUAUAGUAAUACCUAUUAGAGGUGAAGAUAUUGGCAACGAACAGGUACAUCAACGGGAAGACUCAAGUCAAUACACGUUUGCAACGUCUCGAAUUGAUGAUCGGCAACAAGCUUCUUAUGCGACGUUAACGCGAGGAAAUCAAGCAGCGGUUAACCGAUAUUUUUAUCCAAUUUAUUGGGAUUAUGAUAAUAACGGAUAUAAGGUUCAUACUGAAUACGAGGGUUAUUAUAUACCCACGACCCUAUCGCCAAAAAAUACAGAUUCUUUUUCGACUACUGAAAUCGCGAUGAGCCUGCUACCAUCUAGUGAAAUAUUAAUGUAUGGAAUUCAAGCCGGAACUUAUCUUUUACAGACUUUUUUUAUACUUCUCCUAGGCGGCGCUUUUAUGACUGUAGUCUGUAUAUUUACGCCAAUUUGUACAAUAGCUUUCCAUAGCUAUGGUCUUAUGAAGAGUCAGGUAAAAGAACAGGUAGCGGAAUUGGCUCACACCUAUGUAACUACGGAAGCCGUGAACGCGGCUACCCUUUUGGUUUCGAAAGCUCUCGAUAAAUAUGCAACAAUCUUGAACGAAAAACAUGAAAAUAUAGAACGGAAAGAAAUUGAGCAGCGGAUAAAAAGUUCAAGCACUUUAGAAGAACGUAAUUAA